Messenger RNA from Lagopus leucura (white-tailed ptarmigan), 7490 nucleotides. RefSeq names its product UBX domain protein 7 (gene UBXN7). Gene Ontology annotation, molecular function: ubiquitin binding. Bases 17 to 1486 code for a protein of 489 amino acids. NCBI's taxonomy places the organism in Eukaryota, Metazoa, Chordata, Aves, Galliformes, Phasianidae. Gene Ontology annotation, biological process: proteasome-mediated ubiquitin-dependent protein catabolic process. The transcript is spliced from 11 exons. Gene Ontology annotation, cellular component: nucleus. The record is from RefSeq and is a predicted model, not a curated record.
GUGCGGCGGCGGCAAGAUGGCGGCGCACGGGGGCUCGGCGGCCUCCGCGGCGCUGAAAGGGUUAAUCCAGCAGUUCACCGCCAUCACGGGUGCCAGUGAAAGCGUGGGAAAACAUAUGCUUGAAGCAUGCAACAACAACCUGGAGAUGGCUGUCACCAUGUUUCUGGAUGGUGGAGGCAUAGCAGAGGAGCCCAGCACCAGCUCUGCAGCAGUGUCUGCAGUUCGGCCACACACCGAGGAUGAAGUACGAGCUCCAAUUCCUCAAAAACAGGAAAUUUUAGUAGAGCCUGAGCCCUUGUUUGGAGCUCCUAAGAGACGCAGACCUGCGCGUUCAAUAUUUGACGGCUUCCGGGAUUUUCAGACAGAAACCAUUCGACAGGAACAGGAGCUACGAAAUGGAGGAGCAGUAGAUAAGAAACUCACUACCCUAGCAGACCUCUUCAGGCCUCCCAUUGAUCUGAUGCACAAAGGCAGCUUUGAGACGGCCAAGGAGUGUGGUCAGAUGCAGAACAAAUGGCUCAUGAUAAACAUUCAGAACGUGCAAGAUUUUGCGUGCCAGUGUCUGAACCGCGACGUGUGGAGCAAUGAGGCUGUGAAGAACAUCAUCAGGGAGCACUUCAUUUUUUGGCAGGUCUAUCACGACAGUGAGGAGGGGCAGAGGUACAUACAGUUUUAUAAAUUAGCAGACUUCCCUUAUGUCUCCAUCCUGGAUCCCAGGACAGGCCAGAAACUAGUGGAGUGGCACCAACUGGACGUGACCUCUUUCUUGGACCAAGUGACCGGGUUCCUGAGUGAGCAUGGGCAGCUGGAUGGGCAUUCUACCAACCCUCCCCAAAAAUGCUCCCGUUCGGAGAGCCUCAUUGAUGCCAGUGAGGACAGCCAGCUGGAAGCUGCUAUCAGAGCUUCGUUACAGGAAACACAUUUUGAUUCCUCACAGGCCAAGCAGGAGAGUCGAUCAGACGAGGAAUCUGAGUCAGAGCUUUUUUCUGGAAGUGAAGAGUUCAUUUCUGUUUGCGGAUCUGAGGAGGAGGAGGAAUCGGAGAAUCCUGCCAAGUUGAGGAAGUCUCCACACAAAGACUUGGGGUACAAAAAAGAGGAAAGCCGGAGGCCUCAGCCUGAGCCCCCUGCAAGGACUGAGCCUGGGACAACAUCAAAUCAUAGGGUACUGCCCUGUAUUGAUGCAGGGGUCGUGGAGGAGCCAGCUGACAAACCUGAAAGUAUGUUGCAGGGCCUAGAUGUGAAUGGACCAAAGGCACAGCUGAUGCUAAGGUAUCCAGAUGGAAAGAGAGAACAAAUUUCACUGCCUGAACAAGCUAAACUUCUGGCUCUUGUGAAACAUGUCCAGUCAAAAGGGUACCCCAACGAACGCUUUGAACUCCUCACCAACUUCCCUCGAAGGAAACUCUCUCACCUGGACUAUGAGAUCACAUUACAGGAGGCAGGCCUGUGUCCUCAAGAGACUGUCUUUGUGCAGGAAAGGAAUUAGCACCGUGGCCUGAGUUCUCCCAGCCUUCCUCCCCUCUCCUCUUUGCCUAGGACACCAACUCGAUAUGCAGUUGAGGGUCAUAGGAUUGCAGUGCUAAAAUCAGGCAGGCAGCUCUCUGGCCCUUCUCUCUCUUCUUCCCUUCUGCUCUAGCGACAGUUGAGCGUGUUCAGAGUUCUGGUUUUGUUCUCAGCUUGAGCCCUUGGGAAGAACAUCUUUCCUUUGUUUUCAUGGAGUGAAGUAGAACAGUGACCUAUGAAUGCAGUGUGCUGGGACUUGGAGUGGCCAUAGUAGACGCACCCUGCUCGCUGCUGUUCUUUAAUCAGUUUCAUUUAAUUUGUAUUUGAAAACACUGUUUGAUAAGGCACUGAGUCACCUCUGUAAAGAGAGAGUGUAAUCUUUAUUACAGUCUUUCGUUUGCUUUGAUUCUCCAUGUGAAGGUUCUCCAUUAACCUUACAGCAUUCUUGAGAUCAUUCACUUAACCUUGCAGUCUGCUGAAACUUACUUUGGAAAGGAGUUCAGGAGCUGUGGCAAGAUUCUCUGCCCCUACCUAAUAGGCUUCUAGGCUGCAUGCAUGCUCUCAUCAUCCUUUAAAUGCUGCCAGUGGAUGCAGGUUUCAUCGUUUUUUUAUGAAAAAAGCAAGGAUCCCCCCUCCAAAAAAAAAAAGAAGACUUGAAAAGCUGUGUCUGCUUUUGCUGCAGUAUCAACUCCUCCCUACAAGGAGGGGGAAAUUCUGUUUUUUCUCCUUUUUACUUGCUUUCAGGAUUUUACAGCUGACAAUAGAAGGUGGCAUGAUUCAGUGAAGACCUUGGGAGUGUGGAAAACGUGGAGUAAACUUGACAAGUAGUUGGCUUUUUCCCCCCCCUCCUUCUGUAUGUCACUGCUGCACCAGGGCUGACUAAUUUGUAAAUUGGUUUUAGAGCACAGACUGCAGUUGGGCAGGACAGCAAGUCCUAGGCAGGGUUCCUGUCAUUAAUUCAAACCAUAAAUAGCCUUGUCAAAACUGUGGAAGGAAUUAGUACUUCAUAGAAGACUUUAUAGCUGGUGGCAGCUCCAGGCUGCUUUUUAUUCUAUUGUAACCUUAAUCUGCUGUCAUUUACCACUGAAUCUGGAAGGAUGUAUUGAAAACUACUCCUUUAUUUGUGCUUUCAUUUCAGCUAUGAAAGCUGGCAGCAGAAUUCAUGCAGGCACAUCCUGUGUGUAUGCCAAGUGCCCUGUUUUCCCAGUGUCUCACCUGGACACUGAGCCGUUGGUACAGUAUAGGUUACAGGAAACAAAAGUCAGUUAACACUGCCAUCUGCAUGAUGGAUGUGCAGUGUGUUUAUUUACAGUUAAGCAUCCAAUUUAAUGUUCUUCGUCAGGGAGGAAAAAGGCAUACGAGUCCUGUAAUUGUUUCUGUAAUUAUCAGGUGGUUCAUACAUGUGACUUCAGUGGUCAGAAGUUUUCUAUAGCCUGAAACUUCUCAAGAUAUUUUUGCAUUUAAUUUCAUACCAGCCUUUGGAGUCUUUAAAUAGAGAAAGCCAUGGACAAUGUUUUGCAUUCCCCAUGGUAUAACAAUACAGUUGUGUAAAUUCAUUUUCCUUCUGCAUUAACGUCUUUGCAUUCUACUGCAAGGUACAGCAUUGUGAAAGCAGAAUCUGAUGGCAUUUUCCUGACCAGUGAGUGAUGUGACAUCAGAUGCCAUGUUUGGUUUGUAAAGAGCUCCUUUCACAGAGGCUGUUUUGCAGCACUAAAAGGUGAAUGAUAAGGCCAGCAGAAUAGUGAGAGUGUUGGUGUUUGGCCUUUGGGGCAGCAGCAGCAGCAUUUCUAGACUGAAAGAUAUCCAUAGAACUUCUAGAAUAUCCACAUUCUUGUCUCACACCUGGGAGUAGAAGAUUAGGGCAGAAGGAAACCCUUCUGUGUAAGUAUGGUACUUAGGUAAUUUCAGCUCUCCAGUUAAAUAUCCUACUCUGAUGUUUAUUACCUUGAAACUUGCUGCCUCUUCUUCAGUGAUUUGCUGCAAGAAGGUGGGCUGCCAACAGGGAACAGCACCUGACAUCAGCGUGAUAUCCUUUCUUGUCCCUCAGACAUGGGAGCAUGUUGACUUUUCUUGUUCUCCUGCCACUCCCUGUAUACAGCAGCCUUUGCACUUUUGCUCUGUCUCUCAAGCUGUGACUGGCUGGCUGCAUCUUGGUACUGGCCAGGGGGGGGUUGCAUCUGCUCUGAGCACAUUGUUCCACAUCAGCUUUCCUAGUAGUGAACUUAAACAUAGAAAAUUGACCCUGUUGUUUCAGUCUUGUGCCUGUUCCAUUGGUAGCUUCUCUUUUGAUCCUUCUCCGCAGUUUUACUAAUGUACUUAGGCUUCAGCAAUUAGAUGUAAAAAAAAUCAACUAAUGGCUGCAUCAGGGAAAGAGGGAAAACUGCACUGCAGGCAGGAGCACGAGCUUCAUUUCUGAUGCUGAAGACCAGCAUGGUCCCAUAUUAUGAGCCUUUCUUUCUGACCCCAUUUUCCACAACUAGGAGCUGUGGAGCUGGCUUUCUUUAAUCUAUGCUUAGCUGUAGGAUCGUGCUGUCAAAUCCAAAACAGGAAGUUCUGGUUUAGCAUCUCAUUGCUUUUGUUAUGCUCAAUCAUCUCGUGCAGAGGAAGCCAAAAGUUGCACUUGGCUGUGGCAAGGUUUUUUCCUGAGCCAUCAAGACUAAAAGUCUUUCGUUUCAUUUCUCGUCUUCUUUCUGUCCCUUGGCUUUUUAUUAGCAAAUAGCAAUUCUUUUAUAACUGAUCAGGAAAUUAAGAAAUGGGGAGAAAAAACAAAACCAUAUUAAAAAUGGGAUUUUUCUUCCCUUUCAGGUAAGGACUCAGAAUUAUUUUGUGGCAGUUCUUAAUGCUUUGUUCUGCUCCAAGAAAUAAUGAGCUGAUCUGUUGUUGAGUUUGUUUGUUUCUCUGGCAUGCUGUGGUUUCUUUUGGUUUUCUUUUGCCUUGACCUGUGAGCUGGAGGCAGAGAGAAGAGGUCUUAAAGAGAUAAGUGUCCCUGUGCACGCCUCUUCUCUCUUUUCAUUCUUCUCCCUUUUUUCCCCCUUAUUCCCACCCCAGUAAAAACAGAGCCACAGCUCACAUCACCCAGCUGUUCUCUGCUGUGAAAGCUGUGAAGAAAAAGCACCAGCCGGGGUACAGCUCCUCAGAUUUUCAUUCAGAGCUCUUUGGAGUUUGGAGAAACGUGUUUUGAUGGCCUGAGGAAUGUGGCUGAACACAUUAACCGAGCUAAGCAUGCGGCAGCUUGUAUCUGGGAAGGUGUAAGCCACCUGGACUCAAUUUAGGAAGAGCCUUGGUCAUGGUUGCUUCUGAAUGUUAAGUUUGAAGCUCAAAUUACUUUUGACAAGGCUGGAAAAAACACCUUAAAUCCUUAAUUGCGGAAUAAGUUGAAGUUGGAAGGACAAAGGAAAUCAUCCCUCAGUGUCUGUGGUUUGUGGUUUCCAGUGUUGUUUGGCCACAGUUUGCAUGGCAAAGGACUGCCACGAGCAGAGGAGACAGUGGAAGGCUUUGUUGGUAGGGAGCUAGAGUGCUUCAAGCUGCAGCUUCUUGCUGCUUGCAAUGAAACCUUCUUUGCAUGUGUUCUUCAUCUAGCUUGUUUUUUUGUUUUGAUUUUUAAUGUCUAACUGGCUUAUUUUUGCUGUCACAACCAGCAUUCAGAAACAGAGCACAACCAGCUGGACCUCGCUUUCUUUGCCUGUUGCUGUCAGCACACUUUUUUUUUUUUUGGCUUCCCACUCUCAGACCUCCAGAGAUCCAGGGAAGGAUUUUGGCUCUUCCUAGCAGUACCUGCUCUCAGCCAGGCUGACCAACCGGCUUCAACCCUGUUGCCUCCUCUGCUGGAGGAAAUAGGGCAUCUGAAGGCUGUGUCACAGGUUGCUGUGUUGUUUUCAUUAGGCUUUGAACCGUGGUCUGAGAUUCUGCACUUCUGACAUUUAUGGACUGAAUAAUGUCAUGCUUCCUGGUGAAAAAUCUGAUAAGCUGACCUUGGUAUUGAAAGAAUGCAUGUGUGUAGCUUGUAAAGCAGAGCUGUCUGCAGAAAGGCAGCAAUUUUCAGACGUAGACAUAAAUGGCGAUUUUGAUUAUGCACCAGCUCACCAAAUUAACUACUUAAUUAACUGAAUCAGUGUCAGUGUACAUGCUCCUCUGCACCAAGUCAUACCAGCUUCCACAUUUCCAGGUGCUGUGGUUUGUAAGCAUGCUGCCAUCAGAAACUGGCAGCUGGUUUUAGCACUUAAUGAGUAAACCUCACUGCUGAUGGGUUCUCACAUAGACUUAGAAAACAUCCAUGCAGCUGUGUGCUUUGCUGUUUGACAUACCCUCUGACUAUUCAAAACUUCUUGCUUGAAGUACAUCUGAGUUAUGGGUAAUGAAAUAGAACAGUUAAUUCUGAGGAUGGGGGCUUUCCUUUCUAGUUCUUUAAAGAAAAAGGCAGCUCCAUGCAGGAGUUCUUUGACGACAGCUGCUGCGCUGCAGAGGGCACCAUGCAUUGCUUGCAGCUCCUGCAGGCAGCAAAUUACAGCUGGUUCUGAGAGCAGGCUCCUUGUCUGCUAGCUGGGAUGCUCUGUCCUGGCUCACUGAGUUUGUUCUCGCUAAGCUGGACCAUUGAGUUGGGUUGCAAGAACUCAAGAGUAACAAGGGCUCCAUCCCUUCUUGUGGGGCAGGAAAUCACAGUGAAGCAUCCCUUCAGCUGCAUUUUGACAGGUGCUGAAGGCUGCAGCAAACAGGCAAGAUGCAUCUGAUGUUUUUCCAAACCAUGUGAGCCUCUGUUAGCUGGCUUCAUGUGGGGAAGUCCCUGUGAGUGGGAGAAUAUGUGUCAUUUAAGGAACUUGAAGUAACAACUCGUUACAGCUUUUUUUCUUGUCGCAGCUUUGUCCUUGUUUAAUCCCUUUUUAAUCAAGCUAGUAGUAAAGAAUGGCUCUUUAUGCCAAAGAGAGGAGAGGUAGCUGAAGUGGAGGUGGAGAGCAAAGUCCGUUGUGAAGAUUGGGUGUGCCUUGUCCAGCUGUUUUUCAGCAGAAAUGAUUUUCUGUAGGUGUCAUAGCUUUUGUCUUAAAGGCAACACAAAGCUCCCAUCUGAGCCCUGCGUUGGCCAUCUCUGUUGUUGGAAAUUCCUUCAGCUGCGUUUGGAGUCAGCCAAACAUUUCAGUGAUGACUGUUAAGGUCUGCUGUAAGGUGACUGUAAGGUGAACUGUAGCCUGUGAGGACAGCUUUGCAGGGGCUGUCUCUGAAAGCGGGAUCUCACUGCUGCCUGCUCCCAAGCCUGAAGGUUAAUGGACUCCCUUUCUGUGGUGUGCUGCAAGAUGACUUUUAAUCUUGUCUCCUCUUGCCCAUGAGGUGCUUAGUGUCUGUCCACUUCCCUAAAUAGAGCCAUAUGUAUAUAUGUGUACACACACACACAUUUGUAAUUGGAGGACGUGGCACUUAACAUCAGUGCCUUGGCUUUCCUCAGUUCUGUCUCCUGUUUGCUGCCGCUAUAUUGUGAGUAGUCACAGAAGUUUGGGAUUUGGUCACUAAUUACUGCGUCUGCAGUACAAGGAAGAGCAAUUCUGUAUCUGCCUGUGAAAGGGUGCUGGGAUUUGAUGGGAUAGGAUAGUUGGGGAAGGCCGUGGAGCAGGGGGACGAGGUGCUAUUUGAUACAGCAGCUCUGUGUGAAACAAAUCUGCAGAGCAUGCCUCGGAGCCGUGGUGUCUGACCAGAGACACCGGGCUGUACAGCAGAUGACUUUCUUAGUGAGGCUGAGUCCUCUCAUGGGUGAACUUAGAGUUUCCAAAUUUGGGCUUCGCCUGCCGGUUUUUACACUAGUCACUUUUUCCUUCAAUGAUGCAACUUCAUGCUGGAGGAGGGAGAGAACUAAUUUGGGUGAUUUCAGCUCACUGUGCUGGGAGGGACCAAACUCAAGGAAACCUCUGAUCUAUAUACACAACUGCUGCAUUUUUUAUAAAUAUAUGUAAAUGUCCUAUUGUAAUAUUUGAUCCUGGAAAUAAAACAAACUGUUUUCACUA